UGGAGAGUCAGUUGAUCUCGUUUCGUUUAAGCAGUGAAUCUCUCCUGUUUAUUCACUUGAUUUGGGCCCCGUUUCAUGUUGUUUUCAAAACAACAUUUCGUGUAGAUUUAUCUAUCUUCGCCGAAGAAUGAGCGACAACGAUGAUAUCGAGGUCGAUAGCGAUGAAGAAUCACCGAGAUAUCACAAUGUGGCAGACAAACGGGCACACCACAAUGCGCUGGAGCGCAAACGAAGGGACCACAUCAAAGACAGCUUUCACAGCCUUCGGGAUUCUGUUCCCGCCUUGCAAGGCGAAAAGCAGUCUAUCAAACAGGCAUCCCGAGCUCAGAUUCUAGACAAAGCCACAGAGUACAUCCAGUACAUGCGACGGAAAAACCACACACACCAGCAAGACAUCGACGACCUGAAGAGGCAGAACGCUCUGCUGGAGCAACAAGUACGGGCACUGGAGAAAGUCAAGGGGACCACACAACUUCAGGCCAACUACUCUUCUUCAGACAGCAGCCUGUACACCAACCCCAAGGGCAGCGCUGUAUCAGCUUUCGACGGUGGUUCUGACUCAAGCUCAGAGUCUGAGCCGGAGGAACAGCGUUCCCGAAAGAAGCACCGCGGGGAGGACAGCUAGUCUUCGACCUGCUCCACAAAGUUCUCCUUUGAGGGGAGGGAGAGUCAUAGCAAUGGCAUGUUUAGUGCUUUUUAUUUUUUAACUGUACCUCAAAAUCCCCGAACCCCUUAAUCGAUCUCAUCCAGUGAAUGUCAACCAGAGAACCCUCGAUUCCACAUCUACAGAAACCUCACCAGAGCAAAGGACACCCAUUAGGGGAAGAAGAUUCGUGAUCGAAAACAUGGCUUGUUUUUUCUCUCCCUCCCUCUCCAACUGUUCGUCCAUCUUGUGUCCUGGCACACGCAACAACAAACGAUGAUUUAAACCCAAAAUGAGGCAGCUUUGCAACUUAAGGACUUGAUGCUUUUUUUGUACCCUUGUCUGCAAUCCCUACAGGAGGAAUCCAAAGGGGUGAAAAAGGCGUACAGCUCCAAGCACUGCUAAAAUAUACUUUUUAUAUAUUAUAUAUAUAUAUAUAUAUAUAUAUAUAUAUAUAUAUAUAUAUAUAUAUAUAAUCUUAAAACCUGCUUAGAACUUACCCUUAGCUGAAUUGUUCGAGUGGUUUGCCUUUCUAAAUAUUUGUAACUUUUCCAUAAAGAAAUGUUAAAUUACUUUAAAGCAUCAAUCAGUGUACCCCUGUUAGAUGAGUGACAAGUUUUGACAUGUUAUUAGUCAAAUCCCUUAUUUAAAAAGAAAAUGAAACAUGCUUUAUGGGAAGACUGCUGAGCUUGUAUUGUAUUUGUUGUUUUAGCCUGAUGUAGUAAAGUUUACAGGUUGAAUUAUUUUUUUUUAAUGGGGUGAAAAAGUGAUAAACGCAUUUCCCAAAAAUGUAUUUCACUCCAUAUUGGGAAUAUAAAAGUUCCAAAUGUGGUUUUCCCCACAGAGCUAGUCGAUAUUGAAAGAGUAGAUUCAUGUUGUGACUUAAGGUAAAUGUUCUAAAUGUUCAUUGGAAAUUUGACCGCAGCAAGCCACAAAGAGUUGCAUUUUGAUUGUCUAGGGGCUGUGAGUGUGUAUAUCUUUAACCAUUAUUUUCCACUUAGGACAUUAGGUCUUUGUCAGAUUCCAUUCCAUGGAAAUUACAGGUAUGUUGUACAUACUGCCAACUGUUGUCUUGCAAGUUAAGGCCUACCUUUACAGUGAGAAUAUAAAUAAAACUAUUUUAUCCUUUA
Myxocyprinus asiaticus (Chinese sucker) is the source of this 1773-nucleotide messenger RNA. RefSeq names its product protein max-like. Gene Ontology annotation, biological process: positive regulation of transcription by RNA polymerase II. The record is from RefSeq and is a predicted model, not a curated record. The transcript is spliced from 5 exons. The coding region runs from base 128 to 625 and encodes 165 amino acids. Gene Ontology annotation, cellular component: RNA polymerase II transcription regulator complex. Lineage: Eukaryota; Metazoa; Chordata; Actinopteri; Cypriniformes; Catostomidae. Gene Ontology annotation, molecular function: protein dimerization activity; DNA-binding transcription factor activity.